AUGCGAUCUGUGAAGGUCGGGGCAUCGCGCACUCAAGAAAAGUGCGAUAGACCAUCAACAGAUAGAAAGCUGUCAACGACGUCAAAGUCUACAUUUCAAUCACUUCAGAACCAGCAUUUUGAUAAAUCAAACUCGGCGUAUAACAGGAAGGAGUUGAAUGAAUACAAGCAGUUGUUUGACAUGUUCGACACAGAUUGUUCCGGUGCCAUAGGGAAUGAAGAAUUGAAGGAAGCGAUGUUCAGUAUUGGAAUGCAUGCGAAUGAGGCGGAAAUCGACAAUGUGAUAAGAGAGGCAAGUUUCGAAGAUUAG
Molecule: messenger RNA, 309 nt
Organism: Haemonchus placei
Lineage: Eukaryota; Metazoa; Nematoda; Chromadorea; Rhabditida; Trichostrongylidae
Source: the annotation of a GenBank genome assembly